Messenger RNA from Amoebophrya sp. A120, 2027 nucleotides. The record is from the annotation of a GenBank genome assembly. Lineage: Eukaryota; Dinophyceae; Syndiniales; Amoebophryaceae.
AUGUCUACGUCAUCAGCGCACCAGCAGGCACGGGUCCGGCCCCGUGUGGUGGUGGAUGGGCCAAACGUGGGGCGGUUUCUGAAGCAGAAGGGUUCGUCCGCGUCCAGCAGUCGGAUGCCGGUCAUUGAAACCGAGCUGAUCGCGAACGCGUACAAUGCCGUCCAGGAACGGUUUCCCGAGGCCGUCGUGGAGAUUCUGGUGUACCAGCCGGACCUGGCCCGUUGGGACCGCGAGAACGACCCCCACAUUGCCCGGAUCCGGCAGCAAGUCACGGAAGUGCCCUCGCGGUCCGACGUGGACGACCUGGUGCUGCAGCGGGCGCUCAAGUGCUGGCGCCAGGGCCAAAAGGUCCGCAUCCUGUCAAACGAUAACUACGACGUCUACCGCGAGGACAGCAAGAGCAGCGGCAAAGCGGACCAGCCAAAGGCGAUCGCCGGCGUCACGCGGGAGUGGCUGCAGGCGGUGCUGUGGAAGUUUUCCUUCAGUACGGUUGACCGCGACUGCCUGCUCACGCCCGUGGACGACCUGGCGUGUCGCAGCUCAGAGUCGGAAUCCAUGAUGGAUCACGGACACGAGGUUGUCGCUGGUGGAGGCAGCAGUACUAGAGCUGAUGUUUUCAUCACGGGCGGCGCUGCCUCCACAUCCACUGCGAUAUCUUCAAACCAGCAGCUUUUCGUCCCCCACGAUCACGGUGGCGGCGCGACCAGUUCAACCUCCACGUUGUUCCAGCCGAACUACAACUUUCACCACGCAAAUCGAACCAGCAGUGCAUCAGCAGAUGACGACGUGGCCAUGGGGAUGGAGGUCGACGAGGAGGAGGGGGUUGAAGUGGACCAUUGCAGAAGUAGAACUGGUGCAGCUACUGCAGCUGUCACUGGUGCAGGUUAUCCUGGGCAGCAGACACAAGAAUACACGCAGCUAGGAGAAAAUCAGGCUGCGCCCGAUUGGACGCAAACGUGGAAUCAAACCCACCAUCCGGACUCGAUGCAUAGUGUGGCGGGGGGCGUCGAGGACGAGGGAGUCGAGAUCGAGCUCCCCAACGGAUUUGCGGAAUUGCGAGAAAAGCGGCGGGCCAUGGGAGUGUUCGAAGAGAUCCCGAGCAACGGCACGUGCUUCAACCUUGGGCAGACGGAGUUGACGCAGUCACUCUUCCAGCCACACACGCCCCGCCCCGGAUCCUCCACUGCUGGUAAGGGGUGGGCAGGGUCGCCGCCGCUUGCCGCACGCCGACCAUCGGGUCAGGAGAUAAGUGUGCACCAGCAUUUAAUAACACCCGGCGUCCCACCAGUCAAAAACGGUGGUGCAGUCGCUCCUCCACCAAACAAGCAACCCGCGUCCUCUUCCUCGUCGUCUUCCUCGGCCCGCAAGACAACAACAGCUGACACCAUUCCAUUUCCCCGGACAAAGCCGGCAACCAGCAGGAGACCUUCCAGCAGCGGCGUGUCAACCGCGCAUCCCUCCGCAGCUGUGCCAAAGGUGAGCCGCAACCAGGGGCCUCCCCCGGUCUCCGCACCGGUCGCGAAACGACGACCUUCGCUCACGAACAUCGCAGGGCGGCCGUCGGCCAUCGCUGCUUCCCGUAGUUCUGCCUCCAGCGGCGCACAGACCAGAGGCCCCGCGGCCGCAUCGGCCGUAAGCAAGUCGGUAAUUAAGCCCGACUCCACGAAAAAGGAUCACCGUGCAAAAGCGGCGGGGAAGAAGAAGAUCAUCGGAGGCGAGUUUACCAUUGACGAGGGUGAUGAUCCACCCGAUCGAGUAUCUUCUUCUUCCAAAGCUGCAGCGAAAAGAGCUGCAGCAAGUGCCGCAGUUGAAAAGUGGAGUCUAGAAAAUUGGAAGCAGGCAAAGGCACAAGCGAAAAAAAGAUGAUCUGAUCAAGCAAUGAUCUGCUUCUCUCUGCGAAAAUUAAGCAGCUUAAUGACAAAAGCCGAAAACAAAGCGACCUCAUUUUAAGCUUCUUUCCUUGCAUUCGUCGAAGCACAACUCUUGGCACAUUUUGUACCACCAGCGCAUUCUCGCAAACGACAAGU